Mauremys reevesii (Reeves's turtle) is the source of this 3681-nucleotide messenger RNA. RefSeq names its product delta 4-desaturase, sphingolipid 2 (gene DEGS2). Gene Ontology annotation, biological process: sphinganine metabolic process; ceramide biosynthetic process. Gene Ontology annotation, cellular component: membrane. The record is from RefSeq and is a predicted model, not a curated record. Gene Ontology annotation, molecular function: sphingolipid delta-4 desaturase activity. The transcript has 4 exons. Lineage: Eukaryota; Metazoa; Chordata; Testudines; Geoemydidae. The coding region runs from base 200 to 1063 and encodes 287 amino acids.
GAGCACUAGCGGGGCGAACAUGGGUAACAGGGUCAUCCGCGGGGACUUCGAGUGGGUUUACACGGAGCAGCCCCACACGCAGCGGCGGCGGGAGAUCCUAGCAUUGGUUUCUCUUAUGAUGUCAGUGCAAACGAGGACUGGUUCCUGAUAUAACCAUUGGUGAUUUUAAAAAGCCAAAUAUCCAACAAUUAAAUCUCUAAUGGGACCAGAUCCCCACUUAAAAUGGAUUGUGUCUGGAAUGGUGUUGACACAGCUUCUAGCCUGCUACUUGGUGAAAGAUUUAUCUUGGAAAUGGAUUUUCUUCUGGGCUUAUGCUUUUGGGGGCUGCAUCAAUCACUCAAUGGCACUAGCGAUCCAUGAUAUUUCACACAAUGUUGCCUUUGGUAACAAGCAGGCCAAGUGGAAUAGAUGGUUUGCAGUGUUUGCCAACCUGCCAUUUGGACUUCCUUACUCCGCCUCCUUCAAGAAAUACCACAUUGACCAUCAUCGAUACCUUGGUGGAGAUACUUUGGAUGUGGAUGUUCCAACUGACUUUGAAGGCUGGUUCUUUUGCACUCCAUUUCGGAAAUUUAUUUGGCUCAUCCUCCAACCAUUCUUCUACGGCCUGAGACCUCUUUACGUGAACCCCAAAGCAGUUACUCAGAUGGAAAUAUUUAAUGCCCUGGUGCAAUUCUCUGUUGAUUUUAUAAUCUACUACCUAUGGGGCCUGAAGCCUGUUGUUUAUUUAAUAGCAGGCACAUUACUUUGCAUGGGUUUGCAUCCUAUUGCUGGGCACUUCAUAGCAGAACAUUACAUGUUCUUAAAAGGCUACGAAACCUAUUCUUAUUAUGGACCUCUCAACUGGAUCACCUUUAAUGCAGGCUACCACAUGGAGCACCAUGAUUUCCCCAGCAUUCCUGGAUGCAAGCUGCCAAUGGUGAAGAAGAUAGCAGCAGAAUAUUAUGACAACCUUCCUCAGCACCAAUCUUGGUGUCGAGUUCUCUGGGAUUUUGUUUUUGAUGACACCAUUGGUCCUUAUUCACGGAUUAAGAGAAUAUGCAAACUAGCAACAGAAAACCAAUAGAUUUGCUUUAGCAUCGUCAUUAAUAAUGUAAAAAAAAAUCCAUUUUUUGUGGACUGAGUUUUCAGAGCUAAAAAUUAUCUGAAGUAAUAUUUCUAUGCACUUACCUUUUCUGUAGUACCAAAGGUGACAAAAUAUUGAAGCAAACCACAGGCACUGUCUUUUAGAAUUCUGUAAAUUUUAUUAAAAGGAUUUUUGCUUAUGUAACAUUGCUCUUUGGCAGGAUAUCACACAUGUAUGUUUAUAGCAGAGGCUACAUAGAUGCACCAUCCUUUGUAUCUAGGUGAAACUGUUACAUUUUAAAUCCACAUUAAACAUUUCCUCCCCCCCUUUUCAUCAGGACCAUGCAUGUGUGGCAUGAGAGUCAGGUUAGACCUGUUCUGUGGUGCAGAAUGCUUCUAAUCUUUGGAGGAAUGGAGACACAUACUUCAACAGGUGUUUGGCUUGUCUUAACAGGUCAAUGCAAGCAGGAGGCAGCCUAGAUUCAAGAGCAAACUCAACCCCUUGCUUCCUUGGAUGGAUGAGGGCUAGGGCUGUCUUAUACAUGCUACUUCAAGUACAGUCAUCUCUGAGCUACAUCUUGGUUUCUGAGCAGAUUACAGCUGGGUCAACAGCUGCUGCAAUAUUGCUGCCAUAUUACAUGGGUUUAGGAAGGCAGGGAUUGACCCAAAAUGCAGUAGGUGGAAAAACCCCUGGAAUCUUAUUACUAUGAGCAACACAAUGGUAUGGUUUGUCAUAUCCAGCGAAGUUGUGUUCUGGACCGUGACUGUACAAAUGAAGAUGGAACUUCAUUUCCUAUUCUCAUAGGAAUCAACUUAAUCAAUGUAGUGGAGAGAUUUCUUUUCAGUUUGCCAAGUACACUCCCCUUGAGACCUCAGACCUGAUGCUGCUGAACAUGUGAGUCAGAAUAAAACCCAGCUCAUUCAACUUUCUCUGGCAUUAGUUCUGCAGGGCCAACCUCCUGCCUGUAAUGUUUGUAAGUAUGAUUCAAUACAUAUAGUACAUAUGCAUCUGUUGAAUAACAAUAGUGCCAUUAUGCCUGAACACAGAACCACGUUCCAAGAGGAGAUCAGCCACAGCCUUUCUGGAGCUAAUGCACUCAGGGAAAAGCCAUAAGCUCCUAUUCUCUUGGAUGUGCAAGCUGAGAAACAGGGUUUCUACGACUUUCAAUUAACAUCUUAUAGGACAACUGCACUAUGUGCUGAACUGUUUUCAUUUCACUUAACAGACUAGCUCAACACUCUUCUACAAUGUUACCUUACUAUAAAACAUCUGUGAAUCAUUUCAUUUGUACAGAAAAACACACUGUACAUAAAUGUCUAAACUUCUGCUAUUUUUUAAACAUAUCCAUUCUGCUUCACUGUGUCUUGCUGCUUUCAAUUUACAGUAUAAACUAGCCUGGCACAUUUCUUAACCCUGCCUGAGAGACUUGUGGAAGAUUAGUAAACUGGAUUGCUAUUAAGUAAACUUCUAACAUUACAAGGCACCCUUACCCUCUCCUCAUUUCUUGGCCGUCUUUAUUUACUAUUAAUCAAACCAUCCUUCCUCUGUUGUACCAGCUACUACCUCAUUACAUGCCUCUAUGCUGCUUUUUCUGUUAAUUUAGCACUGCUCAAAGAGAGGCCAGAAGACUAAAUAAAAUACUAUAUGUUCUUCAGCUUGGGGACCAGCUGAUUUGACUUCACUCAAGAAAUAAGAAGUUCACACAGUGCAAGAGAUCUGGGCUUUUAAAAAGCUGACUGCAGGAGCUACUGCUUCAGUAGCAGUUGUGGGUAGAAAACAGUUUUAAUAAGAAGUGAGCUCAAACUGUGCGAUUUUUCUCAUGCCAUUCAAAAUGAUCAAGGGCAGGAGGAUAGAACAAGGAUUCUGCUCUUGUAAAUCUUAAACAGACCUAAGUUAGCAGAAAUUCUCAAGCCUAUACUUGGCUGAAAGAAUGGCCUCUACUUGCACAAGAAGUAAGAGCUGAGUGGUCAGGCACUGUUGGACUUCAGAAAAUAAAGGGCAAGUACUGGGUACCAGCAUUGCCUCCAGGACUGCAGUGUGACAAUGCAGAGGUUGAAAUGCCCAAUUUCAAUUGAAAUGUUGUCUAAAGGCAGCCCCUAGGCUUUGCCUGUAGUAGGGUCAUGUGAGCAACCAUGGGAAAUUUUUAGAACAUCAGUAAAGCUGCACCAGCGUGGCUGGCGGGGCUGCAGUUAUUAACUCUAUCACCCACCCUUGCUCUGAGUAGGCUGCAGCCUUCUUAAAAACAGAACAAAAACCCCUUUACAAAUUAAAAGUCAGGGAAUGGGGUUGUGGUUUUUUGUGGGAGGCAGGAAGGGAAUGAAUGAGAGAGUGGAGGGGUUAGUGGUGGUCUGAGUGGAGCAGUGGGACACUGGGACCAACUACAGGUCAGUAAAUGCUACUGAUGACAAUACGAGCUUGCAGGGCUGUGGCAGACUCUGGGACACAGUAUUUCCAGAUUCUAGUAGCCUGUUUGCAGUCUGGCCCUGGUCAACAUAGACAGCAGGCAGAGGUAAGACCCUGUGCCUCAACUGCUGCAGGAAGAUGGGGCUAGCAGCCAGCUGUUCCCCACCUGGAGCUGCUGCACAGUUGGCAUUGCACCGCUCUGAGUGGUCAGGGAA